This is a messenger RNA of Diaporthe citri, 156 nucleotides long. RefSeq lists its product as uncharacterized. The transcript is spliced from 2 exons. The record is from RefSeq and is a predicted model, not a curated record. NCBI's taxonomy places the organism in Eukaryota, Fungi, Ascomycota, Sordariomycetes, Diaporthales, Diaporthaceae. Bases 1 to 156 code for a protein of 51 amino acids.
AUGACCACGGACCGCGAUAUUGCUGGCUGGUCAAGCGAAGCAUCGGACGGCAACCUGCAUCAAAUGGCGGAGGCUCUAAAGGUGGACAAUGACGGCGGGGGGAUCACCCGGGCCGCCGCGUGGCAGCAUGCCAUGACAGUUCGAUCGUACAAGUAG